AUGCCUGAAAUCAAAGGCGUGUUUUUCAGAGAUGUCCCAUCAGGAUUGCCUGUAAAAGGCAAAGACUUGACCAUCGAGACACUAUCAUAUCCUGAGGAAGCGCCUGAAAAUGGUAUCAUUAUUCAGCCACUCUAUGCAAGUCUCGACCCUUACAUGCGUGGCCGCAUGCGUGAUCCUAAAACCAAGUCAUACUUUCCUGGAUUUGAUCUUGGAAAACCCAUCACAAAUACCCAAAUCGCCAAGGUUGUCAAGUCAAAUAGUGCGCAAUACAAGGAAGGCGAUGUCGUCAUUGGAUUCCUGCCAUUCCAGGAAUACAUCGCUCUAGGGGGUGAUCAGCUUUCCCUCAUUCGACAUCUCCAAAACCCGCUUGGCAUUGAAGAUAUUCGUGUAUUCCUCGGCGCGUUGGGUAUGCCUGGGCUCACAGCUUAUUGCUCCCUGUAUGAGAUUGGCAAACCAAAGAAGGGUGAGACUAUAUUUGUCUCAGCCGCCAGUGGCGCUGUCGGUCAAAUCGUUGGUCAGCUAGCCAAGCAAGAAGGUCUCACUGUCAUCGGCAGUGUCGGAUCCGACGAGAAGCUUGAUUUCAUUCUCAAAGAUCUCGGCUUCGACGGUGGCUUUAACUAUAAAAAGGAGAAGCCUGCUGACGCACUAGCCCGUCUGGCCCCUGAAGGUAUCGAUAUCUACUACGAGAACGUCGGUGGAGAGCAUCUCGAGGCAGCCCUGGAUUCCAUCAAGGACCUCGGUCGUAUCGUCGUAUGCGGCUUGAUCGCAGGGUACAAUAAAUCUCGCGAAGAGCAGUUUCCUUUGAAGAACUAUAACUAUAUUCUGACAAAGCGGUUGACGGUGCGUGGGUUUGUGGUGGGAGAUAAGGGCAUGGGCGACAAGUACCGGGAGGAGCACCUGGAACGUGUCUCCAAGUGGAUUAAAGAUGGGACAUUCAAGUCAAUCACUUGGGAGUGCCAGGGCAUUGAGAACGCCAUUGAUGGAAUUUUGGGCCUUUUCAAUGGACAAAAUUUCGGGAAAGCGGUGUUGAAAUAUUAA
Talaromyces proteolyticus is the source of this 1038-nucleotide messenger RNA. RefSeq names its product putative oxidoreductase. NCBI's taxonomy places the organism in Eukaryota, Fungi, Ascomycota, Eurotiomycetes, Eurotiales, Trichocomaceae. The transcript has 2 exons. Gene Ontology annotation, molecular function: oxidoreductase activity, acting on the CH-CH group of donors, NAD or NADP as acceptor. The record is from RefSeq and is a predicted model, not a curated record. The coding region runs from base 1 to 1038 and encodes 345 amino acids.